This is a messenger RNA of Aureobasidium musti, 2253 nucleotides long. The record is from the annotation of a GenBank genome assembly. NCBI's taxonomy places the organism in Eukaryota, Fungi, Ascomycota, Dothideomycetes, Dothideales, Saccotheciaceae.
CUCAAAAUCAUGGUUGUGGCUAGAAAAGCAGUCCUAAACGUGACUACCCAACAGAGCCGCUUCCAUACACUGAAACAGGAAUCUGCUUCGACCGAGGAGGAUGGACUAAGAUAUUCCAAAGNNAUUACAGUCAAAGACCUCAGCAUCACGAUCGGAAAUCACGAAAUCUUGAGUCAUGCCCAACUACAGCUACAUCCUGGUCGACAUUACGCCUUGGUGGGUCGCAAUGGUGUAGGCAAAUCAACAAUGGCUGAAGGACUUGUCCUACCUGACUCCAUACGUGUGUUGCUUCUAGGUCAAGUGCAAGAGGAUGAGGAACAUGGCUCUUCUACGCCAUUUUCAGCUGACGAGACUGUUCUCGAGCAUGUUCUGCGUAGCGACAAACAACGCGAGCGUCGAAAAUAUGAAGCAAGCAGGCUGUCGACGGCAAUGGAUAACGUCGACGAUCCUGAUGCUUUGUUGAAGGUAUACCGCGAGUUGACAUGUGAGCGAUUGGAACGCGACGUCGCAGAAGCAAGACACCGGGCAUCAAGAACAAGUGGUGUGAGAGGUUUAGGAGCGAGGAAAGCGCUUACGAAGGUAGAGGAAGAGUUGACUGCUGUUUCGAAGAGGCUUGGUCAACUAGACAUCUCGAGCGGACCCGGGGCUGGAGAAUCUACCACAAAUAAGGAAGAAACUCAGAAUGCCAUCGACAUGCUGGCCGAUGUGCAAGCAUCUCUAGUAGCGGUACAGCUUCUCCAGCUACCAUUCGAGCUUAAGAUGCUGACCCGACCUAGANUGGAUGCCUCAUCCGCAGAAGCAAAUGCACGAUCCGUACUACUCGGAAUAGGCUUCUCAGCAAGCCGGAUAGAGAGUCCCAUAUCCCAGCUAUCAGGAGGCUGGAAAACGCGUUGCAGUCUAGCGUGUGCACUCUGCCAAUCAACUGACCUUCUCCUCUUGGACGAACCGACAAACUUCCUCGAUCUGCCAGCCAUCGUUUGGCUAGAAAGAUACAUUCAAAUACUCGAUUCGACAGUCACCUUGCUCACAGUAACACACGAUCGAGCUUUUGCAGACGGAGUCGCAGAUGAACUUCUCAUCUUGCGAAACCAGAGUUUGGAAACCUUCAAGGGAAAUGUGUCCAGCUACGAAAGCGCGAGGAUGCAGUCGUACAAGUACCUCAGCAAGAUGCAAGCCGCCCAGGAAAAGCAGAAGAAACACAUCCAAGCUACCAUCGACCAGAAUCUUAAGAUGGCAAAACGUUCAGGAGACGACAAGAAACUCAAGCAAGUGUCCUCAAGAAAGAAAAAAUUGAACGACCGCAUGGGCAUGGAGGUUUCGGCCAAAGGCACAAGGUUCAAGCUUAGUAGAGACAGACCGGGUUUCCAUGACAGUCUGCGGGAGAGUAUCGAAGUCCCUGAGUUUGAUCCUCCACCACGCAUGAUGUUUCCUGUCUGUCCGUCUGAUCUUCGCUUUCCGGGCGCUCUAAUCUCGCUUGAGGGCGUUGGUUUUGACUACCGCACUGGCAGAACGCAGACACCCGUGUUGCGCGACAUCAACAUCAACAUUCAUCCAGGAGAACGAGUAGGCAUAGUAGGCAUGAACGGUUCAGGAAAGUCUACCUUAGUCUCCCUGAUGAUCGCCGAUUUACAAGAGAGUACGAGUAGCCGUGCACCAAGCAAAGGCAUUAUCACAAGGCACUCUCGAGCAAGAAUCGGCCUUUAUUCGCAGCAAGCGGUUGAGGAGCUUCAAGACAUUGGCUCGGCUGAACCCAGGUUGACUGCUCUGACGCAUCUGUUGGAGUUUACAAAUGGGAAUCUCUCGGAACAAGAAGCACGCGGUCUUCUGUCUUCCCUGGGCUUGGCUGGCAAGGUGACCUCAGAGGUGCCCAUAAGCCUUCUCUCGGGUGGACAANAAGUGCGACUGGCGUUGGCGAAAGUGCUUUGGGACCCACCGCAUUUACUCAUCUUGGACGAGGUUACUACACACCUAGAUCCGAACACCAUACAAGCACUUGGUCUCAGACUUCGUAGUUACCGUGGUGCCAUCUUGCUCAUUACGCAUGACCGCUUUUUCAUGCGAUGCGUCGUCGAAGGCGAAUCGUUUAGACACUCGACCGGAGGAUACGAAGAUGAGCCGGAGGAUGAUAGCGAUGACAGCGAAAACGGCCUACCGGCAUGUGGUGUGGUAUAUCGGUUGUUCAAGACGAGGCUACAGAAGCUGGAUGGCGGCAUGCAGCAAUACGAAGAGAUGGUGGCAAAGUCAUUGUCCUGA